CACUCAGUAAGCAGCAAUCGUUAGCAAUGCCAACAAGUGCCGCCACAAAAUUUAAACAUAUAAUAUUCUAGUGCCAGCAAGGUACUUCUUCGUGAUAAUUUUCCCACAAUUGGCGAAGAAUGAAUUGGAAAAUUUUUUAAUCAAAUUACAAAAAACAGUGUUUUACGAAAUUUUUGAUAAAAAUUUAAAUUUAAAUUCGUUUAAAAAUGACAAUGUGCGAAUUGGAAUCGCUGCUGUAUCGUAAACGUAACGUAGUGUACGCCUUUGUGCGUCACAAGCUUAUGUUGCUAUUUAAGCAGUCGUUGAUACGCGUGCAGUCAGCUGAAGGCAUAAAGCGUAUCGAAAUAUCACCGAAAGCUAACUUGAAGGAGCUCUUCGAAAUGGUGCAUCAAAGUCUUAAAGUUGAUGGCUUUGGACUCUUUAAGGAGCGCAACUUUCUUACAGAGUUACACUCUAGUAAUUCGCAAAAAAUAGGCUCCUGUUUGAAACAUGGUGAUAUGCUAUUUUUAAAGAAAAUUGCUGGUGGGUCGAUACGUCGCACCAGUACUACAGCGAUUGAUGACUUUGAAACCUCGAGCAUCAAUAUACCGCCAGUAAAUAACAGUAAACAAUUUCAACCGUCUGCAGCUGUCGUAGAGGAUGAAGUGGAUCAAACGUUAUCAAAAAUGGAUGGCUCAAUUGAACGUCCACGUGAUGCAAAACUUUGCCGUCACAAUGCUAAUGGUCGUUGUGUACAUUGCUCACCAUUGGAACCGUACGAUGAUAACUAUUUGAAAGAACAAAAAAUUAAACAUUUAUCUUUUCAUUCGUAUAUACGCAAACAAAAGUCGGGCAUUGAUCGCGGCAAAUAUGUAGCCUUCGACGAUAUUAAUUGUCGCAUAAAGCCAGGCUGUCGUGAACAUCCCCCAUGGCCCAAAGGUAUCUGUUCCAAAUGUCAGCCAUCGGCUGUAACCUUAAAUAGGCAAAUUUAUCGACAUGUUGAUAAUAUAAUGUUCGAGAAUCCAACUAUUGUUGAGCGUUUUCUGGACUACUGGCGUACUACAGCCCAUCAGAGAAUGGGUUAUCUGUAUGGCACUUAUGAAGUGCACGCCGACGUACCGCUUGGUAUACGUGCAACUGUUGCAGCUAUUUAUGAGCCACCGCAAGAAUCAACACGUGACGCUAUCAGAUUGCUGGACGAUGAAGCAGGUACCGAGGUGGAUGAAUUAGCUCAGGCUUUGGGUUUGAAAAAAAUUGGUUGGAUUUUCACUGAUCUCAUAACUGACGAUCCAGCUAUUGGCAGUGUAAAACAAUUGCGUGGUAUUGAAACACAUUUUCUCACUGCACAAGAGUGCAUCACAGCUGGCGAGUUACAAAAUCGUCAUCCAAAUCCAUGUAAAUAUGGUUCUAGCGGUUAUUUUGGUUCGAAAUUUGUCACAGUGUGUGUAACAGGUGAUAAUAACAAGCAAGUGCAUACAGAAGGUUAUGCUGUUUCAGCUCAAUGUAUGGCUUUGGUGCGUGAUAAUUGUUUAAUACCCACCAAAGAUGCACCCGAAUUGGGUUAUGUACGUGAGUCGUCUGAUAAACAAUAUGUUCCAGAUGUUUAUUAUAAGGAGAAAGACCAAUACGGCAAUGAAGUACAGCGUUUGGCGCGUCCUCUGCCUGUUGAAUAUCUGCUUGUGGAUGUGCCCGCCUCCACGCCACUGCAGCCACAAUUCACAUUCACACAAUACAAGAAACGCGGUGAACCAUUCCCGGUGGAGAAUCGUUACCUGGAUGGACAUUUGCAGGAUUUCACUGCGUUAAGCACGUAUCUCUCCCACUGGACGGAUCAGGAAUAUCUCGAAGCCAUUUCAGAUUUUCAUUUGUUGCUGUAUUUGUUUAGAAUGGACACGGUGCCGUUGCGUGCACACAUGGGGCCACUGCUGGAGGCCGUACGCACCAAAAAUGCCGAACUGGCAUACAGUUUUAAGGCAAGCGAACCGUGGAAGCUCUUGGAGUCGCUCAUACACGCGAGCAUCGGCGGCGGCGUCGGAAGCGGUCCGUCUGCUGGUCGUACAAGCGCUGCCAACACCGCGGGCUCCACCACUGGCGCCGGUGCUGCUGGUGCGAACAAUCAGUGGCAAUGCAAUCACUGCACCUUCCUUAAUCCUAGCGAAUUGAACUCCUGUGAGAUGUGCUCGCUGCCCAGAUAAACACCUCGUCGCUCUUCAUGCUCUCGCCGUCAUCGUUGCCGCCGUUGCUGUGUGUGCGCGCAAUUUCAGAUCCGUUUGUUUGGUUCAUUUGCUUUAUGGUGAACUCCCCUAUUCAAAAAAAAAAAAAUAAAUAAAAUAAAAUAAAAAUAAAAACAAAAAUAAUAAAAUACAGUUGCAGAAUCUUUGAUUGACAAGAUUUGAUUAAUUCGUUUACAUGUGUUAAAAUAAAACCAAAAAAAAAAAAAAAAAAACAAAAAAAAACCCUACACAAUAGAAUAGAAGAACAUGAAGCAUAAUAUUAUGUAAUACACCCUGAUCGUUUGUGAUUUAUUUAAAAAUAAAUUUAAUAAAAUUUUAUAUAUAUUACAC
Molecule: messenger RNA, 2543 nt
Organism: Ceratitis capitata (Mediterranean fruit fly)
Lineage: Eukaryota; Metazoa; Arthropoda; Insecta; Diptera; Tephritidae
Gene: Npl4
Product: nuclear protein localization protein 4 homolog
Exons: 9
Coding region: 207-2174 (655 amino acids)
Biological process (GO): ubiquitin-dependent protein catabolic process
Cellular component (GO): nucleus
Molecular function (GO): ubiquitin binding; ubiquitin protein ligase binding
Source: RefSeq, a predicted model, not a curated record